Molecule: messenger RNA, 354 nt
Organism: Fusarium fujikuroi IMI 58289
Lineage: Eukaryota; Fungi; Ascomycota; Sordariomycetes; Hypocreales; Nectriaceae
Exons: 2
Coding region: 1-354 (117 amino acids)
Cellular component (GO): cytosol; nucleus
Source: RefSeq, a predicted model, not a curated record
AUGGACUAUCCAAAGCCAGGAGAUUACGAUGUGAUCAUAAUCACUGGUGCUCGUGAGCCACGGCCACAAGAACUGCUGAAACGUGCAUUGACGAAUUCGAAUACAGCGGCAAACCCAGAAGGACACAAACCUUGGUUGGUGAAGCUUCGGGAAUAUAUCAACAAAGAAGUCGAAACGACAUCUACUCAGAAGUUUGUCGGCUUUUGUUUCGGUCACCAGAUUUUAGCAACGGCCUACGGGUUAUCCGUUGAAUGCAGUGACUCGGGAUACGAGUUCUCCGCAACAACUAUCCAGCUAUCAGAUACCGGAAAGACACUGUUUGGACAAGACUAUAUUAUACAAAGGUUUAUGUGA